AUGCGCUCAUACAUUAGAUCUACAAAAUUUAUAUGUACGGAAACGUGUCCUGCUAGAUUUCACUUUCCUAGAUUUAUCCCAAUGGAAUACAGUACAUUUUUUCCAUACUCAAACAGUGAUAGGAAUAAUAGUUUUAUAAUGGAUCCUCUAGAUUUUUUAGCUCAACAUCAUAUAGAUCAGAGCACAUUGAAAAAUUCAAGAAAAAUUGUCCCCAUAGAGGAAGAAUCUCCAUAUCCAAGUUCUUCAUGCUUUCCUCAUUUAAUAACUGAUGUACGUGACACGAAUACCUCCACGACUCAUAGAAGAACAUCAACUAGAGGUAGACGGCGUUAUAGAAGAACUCUACUACGAAACUGUGAAUCUCCACUUGUAUCCUCGUAUAGUUCAACUAGCCAUUCAGCCUCUUGUAACGGACUGGAUGAGCACUUACAGAGAAGAGCCUAUUUGAGGAACGCAGUACCUCCCCCAAAUACUCUAAGUGAUACUCCACUUUCAAUGAAAUCGAUCUCUACAGCUGAUCAAACCCCCCGUAUAUCCUGUAAACCUUCUUGGGAUGGAGGACGUUUAGUUAAACUCUUACAAGGUCAUGGGCUUAACAUUGAUUCAUGUGAAAAGAAACGAGAUACUAGAAAUAACUCUUGGCAAGAGUACAAUAACGUAUCUUUUAUUAAACAAAGCAAUUGUAAUAGUAGUUUGGUUGAUGAAGCAAGUGGAGGAAGGCAAGCUAGUAAAGACAGUAAUACUUUAGUAAAUAGAUUAGGCACAGCCAACUAUCUCGUAAGUAUUAAUCGCUCCCCUAAUAUAAAUAAUGUCGCUUCAGGAUCGAUUGGAUGUAGUGCAGCAAGUUGCUGCUCUCCUCCAAAUAAUAUGGAAGUGAGUAAGGAAGUGCCAAUAAAUUCGUCACCCAUUGACGCUAUAUUACUAGAUUCAAGAGGGAACAAAGCUUCGAUUUCGAAUAGACACUUAAUAUCUCAAAACUCCAUAAAUGGAGAAGCUGGAAUUUCUAUGGAAACUAUCGGAUGUAGUAAUGCUAACAGAUACUCUAGUAUCCGAAUGCAUUUGGAAGACAUAGAUGAGAUAGAUACCUUAGACGACCCUGACGAUGAACUAGUUUCUCAAAUUAUUUCUUGUUCGUCCAAUUCAUCAACGUAUAACACAUCUCAUGAAGAACUAUUUGUAACCUUGGGGGAAACUCCUACUUCAAAGUCCUAUUACAAUUUUCCUUCUAUAUUCAUUCCUAAUCAAGACUAA
Messenger RNA from Cryptosporidium muris RN66, 1251 nucleotides. RefSeq lists its product as uncharacterized. The transcript has a single exon. Bases 1 to 1251 code for a protein of 416 amino acids. The record is from RefSeq and is a predicted model, not a curated record. Lineage: Eukaryota; Apicomplexa; Conoidasida; Eucoccidiorida; Cryptosporidiidae.